This is a messenger RNA of Cotesia glomerata, 1589 nucleotides long. It is a transcript of the gene DCTN4-p62, whose product is annotated as dynactin subunit 4. Lineage: Eukaryota; Metazoa; Arthropoda; Insecta; Hymenoptera; Braconidae. Bases 99 to 1577 code for a protein of 492 amino acids. Gene Ontology annotation, cellular component: dynactin complex. The record is from RefSeq and is a predicted model, not a curated record. The transcript is spliced from 9 exons.
UUGGGAGUAAUUUUUUGUUGCCAAGAAUGUCAAGUUAAUUGUCAGAUUUUUAAAUCUAAUCCACUGGGGAAUACCUAUUUGUUAUUUUUAGUGUAAUAAUGGCUUAUUUACUUCAGCCAGAUUAUGUGCGAUAUGUUUGUGGUUGCGGAUCAUUGAAACCUAUUUCUCGGAUUUAUUUUUGUAGACAUUGUUUAAAGAUUAGGUGUGGUUAUUGUGUUUCUCAUGAGGUCGACUCUCACUACUGUCCAAAUUGUUUAGAAAAUUUACCAUCCUCCGAAGUGCGACUGAAGAAAAACAAAUGCUCUAAUUGUUUCGACUGUCCUUGUUGUUUUCAAACACUGACUAUUCGAGCUGGUCACCCGCCAAUAAGACCAGCUGCGACUGCCGAAGAUGCUAAAGUAACACCUAAAAAGGUUUAUUAUUUGUGCUGCUCGUUGUGUCGAUGGAGUUCCCGAGAUGCGGGGAUUCCCGAUCAGUUUGUUGCUACCGGGGGUUGGCCGGAGCAAGAAAAUCCUCACGCGGCUAGAAUAACUGCACUGAUUGACUUUCACAAAAUACUGGCUUCGCGUGAGCGUCAAAAUCAGGAACGAAAAAAGUUUGAUCCAAAAAGAACUUCUCUGCAAUUUUUUGGACUAACAUCUGCAAUGGCUCGAAAACGAGCUGGACUUCCAAUAGUCUCGGAAGCUAAAUGGCAGCAAUCUAAUUUCCCUCAACCUUCUGUUGCUUCUGAAGAAGUCGAAGAACUGCCUGCGUCUAUCUUUUCUUCUCCAGUUGACAUAACAAAAAUUACAACAUUAGAUCAACGAUUGCAGCAUCCAGAAGUUCAAGCUGAGAAAAUUUACGAGCUAAGACCGCAGCAUAAAAAAUUUCCUGUAAAAAGAUCCCAGAGAUGUCGAGUUUGUGAGCACAAUGUCAGCAAACCAGAGUUUUCUCCUCAAUCUAUCAAGUUUAAAAUUCAAUUGGCAGCUUUCUAUCAUGUACCAGAAGUACGGAUCGUUACUUUUGAACCUCUGGAAGUCGGCAAGCCGAGUGAAUUGCUGCUAAAAUUCUGCAAUCCAACCCAACAUCAAACACAAAUAAUAUUACUGCCUGAAGAUACUCCGACGACAUCCACUACGACAUCAGCGACUGGCGAGAAGGAGGAACUCAAACGCGAGAAUAUGCAAUUGGGCUGUGAGUCGCCGAAUUUAUUACCGUCUGUGGUGAGACAAGCGUCUGUACUGGAAGAUCCAAAGCCAGUGAAGAUUGUUUCUGGAGCAACCAUUGAAUUGCCAACUGGUCCAGUGAUUCUAGCUCCGCGCGACGAUGCAGCUGAGUACGACGAUACUGGGGAUACACAAACAUUCCCAGACGAUCCCAAAUUGGUAGUCUGGCGAAAGGGUAACAAAGCAGUACUGAAAUUGCAAGUAACACCUCUUGUUCCUGAGGAAGGCAAAGAGAAUGAACCGAUUAUUGUUGGAUUAGUUAUGCAGUACGGAUACAUAAAUACAAUCGCAACUCUGGAGCACAAGACGCCGCAAAAAGUCGAUUUAAAAGUUAAAUUAUUUCUCACGCUUGAUAAACUUAAGAAAUGUUAAUUUUAAAUAUUU